Messenger RNA from Vanessa atalanta (red admiral), 2701 nucleotides. RefSeq lists its product as uncharacterized. The record is from RefSeq and is a predicted model, not a curated record. Gene Ontology annotation, biological process: ubiquitin-dependent protein catabolic process; protein ubiquitination. Gene Ontology annotation, cellular component: ubiquitin ligase complex; cytosol. The transcript is spliced from 4 exons. Gene Ontology annotation, molecular function: ubiquitin protein ligase activity. Lineage: Eukaryota; Metazoa; Arthropoda; Insecta; Lepidoptera; Nymphalidae. The coding region runs from base 190 to 1377 and encodes 395 amino acids.
CUUGCGCAAGCGCCGCCCGCCCAGCAUCCCGCGCCCGCCCGUAAAAUGCGCAUUCGUGAAACACAACUCAAGUAAUAAAGGUGUUCGACUCUUUUGUUCAGUGAUAAUUGUUUAUAACUCGAAAUAUUUAACAAAUAACUAUCUUGAAAGUAAUAUAUUUCAAAUACGUGUUUAAUUUUUACGUAAAAAAUGGGAAUGAUUUCGCGAGUGCGCGGACGUCUUCGAAGUGAUUCUUUCUCGAAGUUUCAUACACUUAAAUCUGAGGACAAAAUUGCCAAUAUCGUGUGGUUAAUAUCGUUAGUAUUUCUACUCCCAUAUUGGGCGCCCCGAGGACUACUGGUCGCGCUAGGAGGCGCAUGGUUAAUGGCAGCUUAUACUUGUCUGGUACUGCCAUUGCUUAUCUCUGCGAACUACCGUUAUCCUGCUAGGUGGUAUCCUGCCGUCGCAAAAGUCGUAAGAAAGAUCAUUCGUCGCCUUCGUGCUCCUACUGCAUGUGUACUCGGAGUCCUGAAAACGGCGUAUGCACCAAUUGAUCGCGCCGAGAAAUUAUUUCUUCAAAUGAAUAAUCUUUCCACAAUGAUUAGCCAGUUACUCUUGUUUACUGCAUGUGAUCGCCUCUUAGUAUACCGUGGAAGACUGACCUGCCUCUACUCUUUAAUGUUCUACAAUGUUAUCACAUACUCAGUUAACUAUGUGCGCGAAAUUUGCACAAAAGAAGACUGGUCCCCGUACGUGAACGUGACUCGUCAUUCACAAGUAAAACAUCUCGCAAUGUCCGCAACCAAAAUAGUUUUGGAGUGGACAAAAGCAGUAACCUUCAUAGUCACGAUGACUUUCAUUCUCUUGACGCUAGGAUUAGAGCAAGGUUUGGAGCAUUUCCGCCCGACGGCCUUGUACACGAUCGUUACUGGGACUUAUUAUCUUCUAUCAGAGAAGACGUUCCUCGAAUUAUGGCCAAUUGCCUUAACCGCAUUGAAAUUAGAACGACUCGAAGGCAUGGAACCGCUAUAUUGCGGAGUUUGGGCUAGAGGUAUCACAACGGCAAUAGCAGUUCCUCUGGUCCCUAUGCUUGCGUGGAACGAGCGCUGGCGAUUAGCAUUUUUGAUCUUGUACAUUUGUAUCAUUGUGCACGGCCGCCACAGACUCGGUGAAGCAUUAGUAAAGUUGAAUGAAGCUCAGAGUUCUCUAGCAAGAUUCAGACGAGCGACUCCAGAGGAACUCUCUACUCUAGAAGACGUUUGUGCCGUGUGCCUUGGUACAAUGAAAUCAGCAAGAGUAACGCCAUGUGCACAUUUUUUCCAUGCAGAUUGCUUAAGAAAGUGCCUAGCGACGUCUGAUAGGUGUCCUAUCUGUGUAAGAGAAUAUAUGUUCUGUUAGAGAAAGCUUAGAAAUAAAAGACUGGUUGCUUAAGAUACGUAAAACAUUCUUGUUUGAAUUAUUCGAACGCGCCUUUUUGUCUGACACAUGUGUGAUAAAGUUUAUGAGGUAAGAUUAAAUAGGUAAAUAAAUACGAUACAUGAGUCACUAGAUUUAGUGACCUCUAAACGAUGAGAGUUAUAUUAAACUGUAUCGCAAACAGGAAAAUGUUAUGUUCUGUUUCUAUACAAUACGUUUAUUUGUACGUAAGUUUAUGCUUUUAUAAAAAUGUAAUUUAAUUUUACGGUUAUAGUUGUAAUCGCUUAAAAUAAUAAAAAAAAAACUUGAAAAUUAAAGAAUAUUCAACCACAGUUAAAUAAAUCAGUUUCACAACUUUCACAAAAUCAUUAAACUAUAUCGAAUAUGUUCUUUAUUAGUACUCCAUUAUAUGUAUUAAAAAAUGAUAUCAGUAUUAUAGAAGGUUUGACACCGGUAUAAAAAAUAUAUCCAAAAAUCAUGUGUUUUGGGGAUAGUGUUGAAUAAUAUACAUAAAUAUAAUAUAUUUUUUUAUUUUUCACUUCUUUAAAUAAGAUUUAUACAUUGAAAAACAUUUAUAAAAUAAUAUGAAAUACCAAAAAAAACAUUAUAGUAAUUAUAUUCAUUUAAUGUCGUAUAGGGAAUAAGUAUAUAAAAAUGGUGUUUCAGCAUCAGAUUCAUAAAAUAUAGUGUUCAUUUAAAACAAAACACAAAGGAAAAUGUUCUCCGUCUUUAAAUACUAUUGUGUAUAAUAUUAUAUACAUAUAUAUAAAUAUAUCAAUUAUUUAAUGUUAUAGUUUUGAACGGAUGAAGCGCAGCAUCACUAGACACUAGUACCUUUAUAUUUAUGUGCUGACUUUCAUGGUGAGUCAAACAGUGUCGAAGCUUUUUAAUCUCGAACAAAUAUAUCAACAUCAAUUUUUAUAUAAAAUAUUAAACAUUUAUGUAUGAACAAAAAAAACACAAUAUUUCAUACUUUGAAAUACUGUCAUCACAGAUAAAAUAUUAGUAAGCGUCUGUAACUUUAAUGGAUUUGUUACUAGACUUAAUUUAAAAUUCAUAUAUGUUUGUAGUUUCUGAGAUAUAUGUGAUGGCACAAGUGUCGACAGAUAGACUAGGUUACUAAGUUUCAUUACUAUGUUUUUUCAUUAUUAUUUAUUUUUACAAUAUUAUUUGUUUAAUUUUUUGUUAUAUAGCUAUAAAUUAACUGGAAUAAAAGCUUUGUGGUUUUGUCCUAGAUAUAUCUAAACUUCGAACACUCUCAUCAUCAUCUUGAAUAUUCGAUAAAAAUAUAAAUAUUUAUCAAUUG